This is a messenger RNA of Vollenhovia emeryi, 2507 nucleotides long. RefSeq names its product glutamate receptor ionotropic, delta-2-like (gene Ir93a). Gene Ontology annotation, cellular component: membrane. Bases 301 to 2130 code for a protein of 609 amino acids. The transcript has 10 exons. Gene Ontology annotation, molecular function: ligand-gated monoatomic ion channel activity. Lineage: Eukaryota; Metazoa; Arthropoda; Insecta; Hymenoptera; Formicidae. The record is from RefSeq and is a predicted model, not a curated record.
AUCGUCACGAUAGACGCGGCGAGUGACGUUAUGGAAGUUGUAAGAUACAGAAUGCAAUUUUUUUCGUCUAGAUCUCUGAAUUAGCACUCAUGUUAGAGUGAGAAUGAAGUAACAGUCCAUAAUUUACGAGGUUCCCUUGGCCACAACAUUAUUUCUCUAAUGUAGACCUUAAAAAUUAUGUCAACUUCACCGUCAAAUGCGAGAUGCUAUUUGUGAGGAAUCUCGCAAAUUAUGGACACAACUUGUUUCUAUUCUUAAGUUUAACUUCGAAUUUGGUAUAUUUAGACGAAGUCUUUAAAUAUGGCCCAACCCGACAGCCAGUGGUUAUACAUUAUCACUGAUAGUGUAAUACGAAACUCCACGAACAUUACCAGUUUCGUCGAUUUAUUACCGGAAGGCAGUAACGUGGCCUUCAUUUACAAUGCGACGGACAGUGACACAUAUUGCAAUGUGAGCUUAAAAUGUCAUAUCCAGGAGUUAGUUUCGGGUUUGGCUAAUGCCUUAAGGAUGUCGUUGAUGACCGAAAUAGAAUUGUACAGUCACAUGAGCGACGAGGAUUUCGAACUCGUCCGAUUAAAUAAGCUCGAAAGGCGCCAGGAAAUUCUCAAAAAUAUCAACAUAAAGCUUAUCGAGGAUACUUUCGCCACGGGCGGCGUAUGCGGUAAAUGCCUGGUUUGGCGGUUCGCCUCGGGCAUAACGUGGGGUAACUUUUUCUCUCGCGGCAAGAACGUCGCGCACCUGAUCGAAUCGGGAACGUGGAUGCCCGUUCUAGGUGCGAACUUGACGGACGCUCUUUUCCCGCACGUAGCGCACGGUUUCCGUGGGAUCAGCGUACCGGUCGCCACUUAUCACAAUCCGCCGUGGCAGACGAUCCAGUUGAGCAAAACCGGCGAGAAGGAGUACGACGGCCUGGUUUUCGACGUCGUGAAAUAUCUUGGGAGAAAAUUGAACUUCACCUACACCGUGAUCAGCCCGGCGAGCAAUCGGACCGUCAAGUUCACUCGUAACGAGACUAUAGCCGACGUGGUGUUAACGUCGACAACGAGAGAAAUGCCGUCGCAAAUAAUAGAUAUGAUUCGGGAUAAGAGGGUUCUCCUCGCGGCCUGCGCGUACACCGUAAACGAUCGCGGACAGGAAGAGAUCAACUUUACCUUGCCAAUUUUUAUACAGACGUACAGCUUUUUGACUGCGAAACCGGGUCAACUUUCGAGAGCGUUAUUGUUCACCGCGCCCUUCGCCAAAGAGACAUGGGCCUGCUUGGCAGCAUCCAUUAUUAUAAUGGGCCCGAUCUUGUACCUGGUUCACAAGUCCAGUCCAAUCAGCACGAGGACGUCGGGACUCAGGUCCUCCUGGCAGUGUGUGUGGUACGUCUACGGGGCUCUUCUUCAGCAAGGAGGAAUGUACCUACCCCAUUCCGAUAGUGCCCGUCUGCUGAUCGGUGUCUGGUGGUUGGUCGUGAUGGUUGUGGUUGCGACCUAUUCCGGAAGCUUAGUCGCGUUCCUGACAUUCCCGAAUAUGGACGUUGCCAUCCUGACCGUGGAGGGCCUUCUCGCUUAUAAAGACCGAAUAACCUGGGGCUUUCCUAACGGCAGCUAUCUGGAGGAGUUUCUAAAGAAUGCCGACGAGGAAAAGUAUCAUACUCUUCUGAAGCGAUCUAUAAUUCAUAACGCGACGCAGGCACCGGAAAUAAUCGAACGGGUAAAGGCAGGCAAGCACGCGUUGAUCGACUGGAGAAGCACGUUGAGAUUCGCGAUGAGAAGCGACCUGUUAUUAACCGAGGGAUGCGCCUUUUCUUUGAGCACUGACGAAUUUAUGGACGAGCCCAUAGCGAUGAUUAUUGGGAGAGAUAGUCCUUAUAUAAAAGUCAUCAACGCUGAGUUACACCGCAUGCACGAGUCUGGAUUAAUGAACAAGUGGAUAUCGGAGCAAAUACCGACGAAAGACAAAUGCUCGGACAGCUUCAGCCAGGGCGUAGAGGAGCGCAAAGUAAACGUCGCGGAUAUGCAGGGGAUAUUUUUCGUGCUUUUUAUGGGCGUGACCGGAUCGAUAUUUCUUUUGUGCUGCGAGUUUUGCUGCCACAAGCGCCAAGUGUCGAAGAGACGCAAGUUGAUUCAGCCUUUUGUCUCUUGAGACGGAUACAGCGGUGGUUAGAUGAUAGAUUAAACGCUUCUCACGAAAUAGCUUCACCGUCGGCUAGCUAGAAUAUCUGCAUGCGCAGUUAGAUUUUAUCGUUGCUUAUGUCUAGUAUUAAUUACAGGGACCAUUCUCGCAUGAAUACAGCGACUCCUCGAGCUACAUGUAACGACCGUUUAAUUGUAAAUUAUGCACUUAGGCGGCAUGAUUUUUCGACACAGAUUCCUUUAUAAUCAUAGCAGACGUGUAAUGUAUUUCAUGAGAGGUAAAUUUUAGAAAGCUGCUUGUAAAUCGAUGUAAAGUAUAUGUCUUUAGGCUCAAUAAAACUGUACAAAUUCUAUCCUUAAGGCAGAAUCCUCCAGAUAACGUAAUUA